AUGAGCUAUCUGGCAAGACCAUUGGAUGAAGUCAAAGUUGCAUUUUACGAACAAAGGGCUCAUGCUUUCAAAUGUGCUGAGAAGCUCGAAAGCAAUCUCACAUUCGGAAACCCAUCUUUUGACAAAUCCAUGGUUCAAUCUCAUGUUUACAGUUAUCAUCUUCCAAAAUUGAUAGAAGAUAUAGUACUAGAAAAUGAGAAGGGUGCAAAAUACGAUGCUGUGUACAUUGGCAAGAGAGUUGGGCUUAGUGAUGGAUGGAAAGCAUUUGCAUUGGAUCAUAAGUUGGAUGAUGGUAAUGCUCUAGUCUUUGAACUGGUUGAAGCCACACGCAAAUGCUCAACUAGUUCAAAGACCAGAGCAUCACCAUCAUCCAAUUUUUGA
Messenger RNA from Rhododendron vialii, 381 nucleotides. RefSeq names its product putative B3 domain-containing protein At5g58280. The record is from RefSeq and is a predicted model, not a curated record. Lineage: Eukaryota; Viridiplantae; Streptophyta; Magnoliopsida; Ericales; Ericaceae. The transcript is spliced from 3 exons. Bases 1 to 381 code for a protein of 126 amino acids. Gene Ontology annotation, molecular function: DNA binding.